AAACUGACAUGUGUAAUCUUCAGUUCACAGUGCAAACAUAUCUUUUAGUAACAUUCAUGUGUCUAUGGCUACUAUGAAAGCAAUGUACACACUUUCUUUAUGUUCUUUUUGUUCACUAAAACAGGUAAAAACUCCAUCUUUAAGUCCAGUAUGUUCUUACAAGCUUAACUCAAAUGCUUCAUCUGCUUUUUGGGUACAAAUGUUUAGUCAAGACAGAGGAGUUGCAGCCUCUGUAGCCUUCAAUCCUCCUGGCAAUUUUGAUAUCUCCAUGGAAGAUGAUGAAGACAUAGACAAUUCACAGAAGGCACCUCCAGCAAUGCCCCCAAAAGAAGGGCGAUAUGAAGUAACCAUUGACAAUCAUGAUAUCCGUAGUCUUGACUUAACACCAUUUCAGACCACUGUUGGAUUUACUUCACCUUCCUCUGUUGAACCGCAGGAGUUUCUUGAACGGACGAUUGGAUUUACAAUCAACUACACCAAAGAAGAUCCAUAUGAUCCUCGAGAACUUUCUGAAUAUCCUGACAUACGACUCUGGUUUCUUAGACUCGAUGCUACUUACCCGUGGCUUCCUGUCCUUUUGGAUUGGCGAGCUGGAGAACUUGCUCGCUAUGCAGCCAUGCUAGUUCCUCACCAGAUGAGCAUGAGAAUGGGAGUUGUAUUUAACCCUGAGGCGCUGGAGUUAUUUGUCAUGGAGAAAGUUUUUGUGGUAUAUUCAUGGUUGAAGCAACAUGAUAUCCCUAAGCCAAGAUUGAAGGCGAAAGAUAUGGCCAGAAUGCUUGGAUUUGGGAUCGGAGAUGAACUGUUUGACUUAAUUGAUAAACAUCACGUGGACUCAUAAUAAACGUGAGCUUUUGAUUUGGAAUAUAUAAACGGCACAUAAUAGAGGUGAGGAAGUUAGAAAUCAUCUACUUAUUCGCAAAUGAAUACUAGAAACCACUUACAUGUAUGCCAAUGGAUACAAUAAAAAUAAAAAUAGAAGUGAUGCUUACUUUUCUA
Molecule: messenger RNA, 996 nt
Organism: Daucus carota subsp. sativus
Lineage: Eukaryota; Viridiplantae; Streptophyta; Magnoliopsida; Apiales; Apiaceae
Product: protein CHLORORESPIRATORY REDUCTION 6, chloroplastic
Exons: 4
Coding region: 65-838 (257 amino acids)
Biological process (GO): NAD(P)H dehydrogenase complex assembly
Cellular component (GO): chloroplast
Source: RefSeq, a predicted model, not a curated record